Messenger RNA from Electrophorus electricus (electric eel), 3965 nucleotides. RefSeq names its product DEAH (Asp-Glu-Ala-His) box polypeptide 37 (gene dhx37). The record is from RefSeq and is a predicted model, not a curated record. Gene Ontology annotation, molecular function: helicase activity; ATP binding; ATP hydrolysis activity. Gene Ontology annotation, cellular component: intracellular anatomical structure; nucleolus. NCBI's taxonomy places the organism in Eukaryota, Metazoa, Chordata, Actinopteri, Gymnotiformes, Gymnotidae. Gene Ontology annotation, biological process: maturation of SSU-rRNA from tricistronic rRNA transcript (SSU-rRNA, 5.8S rRNA, LSU-rRNA).
GACAGUGCUGGUAACCGCACGUGAGGUCUAAUGGAGAUGUGAAUACUCCAGCUAGCAAGCUAAACGAUUUUCUACGUAUUCUGUUUUUUUAAGCCUACUUUGGAGCGAUGGGAAGACUGAGAAAGAAACACAACUGGAAAGGCAGGCAGCAGAAUACACAUCCGGUGACCGCUGCCGAAAACCAACAGAGUGACGUGGUGGUGGAAUUAAGUGGCAGUGCCAUACUGAAGGGGGUGGAUGACAGUAAUGUGCUGGUGCUGCCAGCCAGCAAAGCCAAGAAGCCAAAGGUGGAGUAUUCUGCUCCUCAGAAAAAACCUCUGUCCAAGAAACAGAGAAAGAAUCUGGAGAAAGUUCUGGAGCAGAAAGAAAAAAAAGCCCACCGAGCUGGUAUCUUAAAUAAACUGGCAGAAGUUCAGCUUCCGGAAUCUGAACUGAAAUUGCUUUACACAACCUCCAAACUGGGCACUGGAGACAAGCUCUAUCAAGCUAAAGAAUCUGUCGGCGAAGGGCAGAACGACAGGCCGGCCCCUCUGAAAAUCAGCAGCCUGAGAGGAGUCAACAGCAGGAGGAAGAGGAGGCGGGAAGAUGAAGAGGGGAGCGAAAGUGGCGAAGAGGUCUCUUCCGAGGAGGGGACGAGCAGCGCGUGCGACUCGUCUUCGGAGGCGGGUGAGGCAGGGGCAGGAGACGAGGUCUCGGACGGAGUGGCAUCUGGAGAAAAGGAGAACCAGGAGGAGGAAGGGAGAGUGGACAUGAAAGAGGGAGGUGAAAAAGAAGGAGAAAGGGCUACGUGUGGGAAGGAGGCACGCCAGCCUGCUGUGUUCGUCCCCGUGGACCGGUCGCCAGAGAUCCAGGAAGCUCGGCUAAAGUUGCCCGUGCUGGCUGAGGAGCAGGUAAUCAUGGAGGCAGUGAGGGAGAACGAAUGUGUGGUGCUGUGUGGGGAGACCGGCAGUGGGAAAACGACACAGGUGCCCCAGUUCCUGUACGAGGCUGGAUACGCCAGGGCUGGGGGCAUCAUUGGUGUGACUGAACCCAGGAGAGUGGCAGCAGUUAGCAUGUCUCACCGUGUUGCCAAGGAGAUGAACCUGUCUACAGGGGUGGUGUCUUAUCAGAUAAGAUACGAAGGGAAUGUCACCAAAGACACCAAAAUCAAGUUCAUGACAGAUGGUGUUCUGCUGAAAGAAAUUCAAAAGGACUUCCUGUUGCAGAAGUACAGCGUGAUCAUCAUUGACGAGGCUCAUGAGCGCAGUGUCUACACUGAUAUUCUCAUCGGCUUGCUCUCGCGCAUUGUACCGCUCCGCAACAAGAAAGGUUUGCCUAUGAAACUGCUCAUCAUGUCAGCCACACUGCGGGUGGAGGACUUCACUGAGAACAAGAGACUCUUCCGCAUCCCUCCUCCAGUCAUUAAGGUGGAGGCUCGUCAGUUCCCAGUCACAGUGCAUUUUAACAAACGCACGCCAAUGGAGGAUUACACAGGAGAGGCUUUUCGCAAGACCUGUAAGAUUCACCGCAUGCUGCCACCAGGUGGAAUCCUGGUGUUUCUGACGGGCCAGGCAGAGGUGCACUCCACAUGCUGGAGACUGAGGAAGGCUUUCCCUUACAGACCUAACAAGCAACACACUGAUCCAGAGAUUUGGUCAGAAGAUCCGAGGAAAGCGAAGCGGAAGAAAACUGUGUCUCUUCCUCGGAUAGAUCUGGAUAACUACUCCGCCCAGCCCGUGGACGAAGGCGAUGAAGAUCGGCAGGCUGGCAUCGAUGACGACGAUGACGGCUCAGACCUGGAGUUGGGCGAUCACCCAGAGGAGACUGAGGAGAAGGCUGAUCCUUCUAUCCCUCUGUAUGUGUUACCUCUCUACUCACUCCUGUCAUCUGAGCAGCAGGCUAAAGUGUUCCGUCCACCUCCUCCAGGAGCUCGUUUGUGUGUGGUGGCUACUAAUGUGGCGGAGACGUCUCUCACCAUUCCCGGCAUUAAGUACGUGGUGGACUGUGGCCGGGUGAAGAAGAGAUUCUAUGACAAAGUGACAGGAGUCUCCUCCUUUAAGGUCACCUGGACCUCUCAGGCCUCAGCCAAUCAGAGAGCUGGGAGGGCAGGAAGAACGGAGCCAGGCCAUUGCUAUAGGAUCUACUCCUCGGCAGUGUUCAGUGACUUCAGCCCAUUCUCCGAGGCUGAGAUAACUCGUCGGCCUGUCGACGAUCUCGUCCUGCAGAUGAAAGACCUCAACAUCGACAAGGUAGUGAAUUUCCCGUUCCCUACCACCCCCUCGGCUGAAGCCCUGGUUUCUGCUGAGCAGCUGCUCAUCUCUUUGGGCGCGCUGGAGGAACCACCUCGCCAGGGACGGAUGGUGGAUAUGGAGAGGGCACGCCUCUCCUGCCCCAUAACCCCCCUGGGUCGUGCCAUGGCUGCGUUUCCUGUUGCGCCGCGCUAUGCUAAGAUGCUAGCGCUGGGCCGCCAGCAGGACUGCAUGCCGUACGUCAUCACUGUAGUGGCGACCAUGACUGUCAGAGAGAUCUUUGAGGAACUGGACAGGCCAGUGAGUAAUGAGGAGGAGCGCAGCAGGCUAGCUGAGAGGAAAGCUGGGGCAGCUCAGCGGAGGCGUCUGUGGGCGGGGCAGGGCCAGUCCCUGCUGCUGGGAGACCUCAUGGUGAUGCUGGGUGCCGUCGGGGCAUGCGAGUUUGCUGGCUGCACGCCUGAGUUCUGUGAGAAGAACAGCCUCCGUUACAAAGCCAUGCUGGAGAUACGAAGACUGCGGGGACAGCUUACUAAUGCAGUGAAUGCUGUGUGUUCUGAUGCUGGGGUGUGUGUGGAUGGCAAGAUGGUGCCCCCCACUGAGACUCAGGUGGUGUGUCUGAGGCAGAUCGUGCUUGCAGGGCUAGGAGAUCAUCUGGCCCGACGAAUUCAAGCUGAGGAACUACUGGACCCAAAAUGGAGGAAUGGCUACAAGACCCCUCUGUUGGACGAGCCCGUGUUUAUCCACCCGUCCUCUGUGCUCCACAAAACACUGCCCGACUUUGUCGUGUACCAGGAAGUCAUGGAGACCACCAAGAUGUACAUGAGAGGUGUGUGUGCAGUGCAAGCAGAUUGGAUCCCCAAGCUCCUCCCCCAGUACUGUCACUUCAGUGGACCAGAUCCAAGCCCCGCCCCCUGGUUCUGCCCGAUCAGUGGCACGGUGAAGUGUCAUCAGCAGAGCACCUUCUUCAGAGUCGGCUGGAAGCUUCCUUCCGUAGAGAUGGAUCACCCAGAAGGUCUUGAGCGAUACAAACUGUUCAGCAAGUUUCUGCUGGAGGGCCAGGUGUGUCCCAAGUUGCAGCAGCACAGUACAUGUUUACUGUCCAGCCCCUCGACCAUGCUGAAGACUUGGGCCAAACUGCAGCCCCGGACUGAGGCUCUCUUGGGAGCCCUGGUGUCUGAAAAGGUGGACAACAGAGAUGCCUUACAAGCUGCGUGGACGAAAAAUGCAAAAUUCCUCCUCUCAGCAUACUGCCAGUGGAUUCCAGAGUCUCUUCACCAAAAAGUCACUAAGAGUUGGCCUCCCGUCUGAAACACGUGCACCUCGUCUCGCCUUCGCUCCAGACGCACGCUGCUUCCUGGAAGUGUAAACAACCACACAGCCCAAAGCCUUUAAGAGCAACUUCCACUUUAGCUGUGGUGAAGACAGACUGAAGGGCUUCUUCCGCCUCCGCCAGCUUUCUACCCACAUUGUGUAUUCGCCAAAUUUACUGCAGACUACAGGAGACGGAUAAAAGCCAGGGGAGAAUGAGGAGAUCCUGGACGGAUUUAAUCUCAAAGAUACUGUAGCCACUGAAGUAGCCACUGAAGGCGUGGCCGAGUCUCAGAUUAAGAUUAAUCUGGGUCUGCUGCCCUCAGAGCCAAAGCGUGUGAAUGUCAGGGUUGCACCUCUUCCAUGAAAUCUUAUCAGGAACUUCAUUGUUUGUGAAAUGAAAAAAUAAAUACUUUGCUGCUAAAACAA